AUGGCUACGUUGAUCACAACAAGCUUCAUCGGUAAGGGUAGGAAGGAUGAUGUUGAUGAUGGGGCGGAUGGCGGCAACAAAGCGAGGCCUGUGCCACAGAAGCAGCAGACCGAUAGCAAGAAGGGCGGCAACGACGACGCCAAAAUGAGAAAAAACUCGAAGCACGAUAACAAGGACUACAAAACUCAAGGCAGCAAGAAGCGCGACUGA
Messenger RNA from Wallemia ichthyophaga EXF-994, 210 nucleotides. RefSeq lists its product as uncharacterized. The record is from RefSeq and is a predicted model, not a curated record. The transcript has 2 exons. The coding region runs from base 1 to 210 and encodes 69 amino acids. NCBI's taxonomy places the organism in Eukaryota, Fungi, Basidiomycota, Wallemiomycetes, Wallemiales, Wallemiaceae.